CUCAUCUUCACGAGGAAUGUUUCAUCCUAACACAACAUACCGAACAUCGAAUUCAUGUAAACGCUUUCGAAAAAGUUUCUUGUUGGAUUACAGACUGAUUUAAGUUGGCUGGAAGCUGGAAAGGAAAAAAAAAGAAUUGCAUCAAUUCCAAUGUCAUCAGAGGAUAAGAGUCUGGAGCCCUCUGACCAAGGACCAUCUCCUCCCCUGAGCAGUGCUGGGGGCACGCCCUCAGGGAGCCCGGCCCCUGCAGACAAGCGCCCCCGCGGCCGCCCACGCAAGGAUGCAGGCGCUGUCACACCUACAUCCAGGCCCAAAAGGAAAUCUCGCAGCCGAGGACGAGCUCAAGCGGAUGAUGAAGACAGCAUGGAUGGGACCGAUGCUGGCCAAAGUACAGAAGUUGAGAACACACCAGAGAUGGAGAUCGGAGAGCUGGAGGUAGACGAGGAGAUUCUCCAGCCUCUGGUGCUCUCUCCCAGGGAUGGGCAGCCGCUCUCCCCGCUCUUCCAACGCUCUGUCUCUGAGGACUCAGCAGGAUCAUCUGCCUCAGCCACGGAGAACCCCAAAAUCAGUGAAAAGCUCUGUGCCUUCUGCUAUUGUGGAGAGAAGAGUCUUCUGGGCCAAGGGGAGCUGAAGUUGUUCGGCCCGACCCCCGGCUACGUGCCGCUGCACAUCCGCAACCGCCGGGGCAGCUCAGAGAAAGACGACGACUACCACGACGAAGACGACAACGACUUUGACGACAAUGACAACAACAGGAGCCCGGGGCAGCAGGGGAGGGGCUCCAAAAAGGUUAGCUCUCCAGACAGUGGCCUACACUCUUCCUCUGCUCCAGGGAGCACUGACCCUUUUGGGGAGGAGCCCAGCCGUAAGGUCUGGGAUGAACUGGGCCAAAUUGGCCUCCCUGAUGACAUCAAUGUCCAGUCUUUAUUUGAUCCCACUGGACAAUGCUGUGCUCACCUGCGCUGUGCAGCCUGGUCAGACGGAGUAAGCCGCGGGGAGGGAGGACAGUCACAGCUCUACGUGGACAAAGCCAUUGACUCAGGGAGCACAGAGUGCUGUGCAUACUGUAAGCGCCUUGGAGCAUCCAUUAAGUGCUGUGAGGAGGGCUGUGGCCGCUCCUACCAUUACCCCUGUGCAGCUGCUGCCGGCACCUUCCAGGACAUCAGGAGAUAUAUGCUGUUCUGCCCAGACCACAUCCAGCUGGCCCUCGUACGAUCUAAGGAUGAAGUGAACUGUUUGGUGUGUGACAGUCCCGGUGACCUCCAUGACCAGCUCUUCUGCACCACCUGCGGCCAGCACUACCAUGGCACCUGCCUGGACGUCACUGUCACCCCACUCAAGAGGGCAGGUUGGCAGUGUCCAGAGUGCAAAGUCUGCUUGACAUGCAGAAACCCGGGCGAGGACAGCAAGAUGUUGGUGUGUGACAUGUGCGACAAAGGUUAUCACACCUUCUGUCUGCAGCCUGUAAUGGACUCCAUCCCCACCAAUGGUUGGAGGUGCAAGAACUGCCGGGUGUGUACUCAGUGUGGUACCAGAUCUAGUGGCCAGUGGUCCCUCAAUGGCCUGCUGUGUGAGGCUUGUCAACAGCAGCAGAAUCCUGUCCUGUCCUGCCCGGUCUGUGGCCGGGCCCAUGCCUCGGACGCCCCCAAGGACGCCCUCUCCUGUCACGCCUGCAAGAGAUGGAUUCACCUUGAGUGCGAGAAGCAGGAGGGCGGCGACUCAGCGACCCAGGUGGGGGAUGAAUACACGUGCUCCCUCUGUAAACGGGUUGAAGAGGAGACUAACCAGACUCAGAGCUGCUCUGUCCAGGAACCUGCCGAGCCUGACCCUGAGCCUGCAGAGGGACUGUUCAUGGCAGUGGAAGCUGAGGAGGAGACAGUGUCGCCUCAGGAGGAGACCAGAACGAGCCCUCUCUCUGAGGAGCCGAAGGCGCCCUCUCCAUCAGGUACAUGCACGGCUGCCGAACCUGCUCAGGAGAUUCAGGUGACUGUCACUUUGACAGAGGCUCCUGAGUCUCCACACCACUCUUCUGCUUUGGCAGGAGUAGCCUCCCUCUCCUCACAGGGCCCCGCAGUUCCCGAAGACCUCGACGAGGGGCGCGUCAUCGGUGCCGCGGAAUCGGGGAAAGAACCGUCUGAUGCCCUGCCAGGCGAGACAGAGGACGAUCCAAAAGCGGAUGCGAAAGCUGCUUACGCUUCGCCCACCAAAGAGACAUCUCCUGAGCCUUUGGCUGCACCUGAGGAUGAGCCCAUGGAGGUAUGUCUGUCAGUACCCUCACCAACAAAUGAGACUGUUAAAGAGACUGUUCCGGAAACUGUGGCUGAGGGUCCAGUAGAAGAGGAGAAGCAGGAGCAGCAGCGGGAGGAACUGGAGCAGCAGAAGCAUCAGCAGCCGCAGGAAGAGGAGGAGGAGGAGGAGGAAGAGGAAGAAGAGAGAGUUUUGCCUGAGGCUGGCAUUACCCCGCAGGCGGUUGAGGACAGUCCUACAGUAGAGAUGGACACCACACCUGCUAGUGAACGCAGCUUCUCAGGCUUCAGCUCCCCGACAGGGGAAGACAGGGCCCCCAAGCGCUCUCCAGGAAUGUCCCCUGAGGGCUCUGCUAAGCUGGCCCAGUCUCCCUUCUCCACAGAGGCCUCCCCAAGGCACACCCCUAACAACCAAACCCCCACCCAUAGCCAGAAUCAGAGCCAGGGCGGAUACAGUGCCAAUGUGCCUCCCACCACCUUCAUCUCCAUCACUCCCAAAAUAGGCAUGGGAAAGCCAGCCAUCUCCAAGAGGAAGUUCUCCCCAGGGAGACCCAGGGUAAAGCAGGGAGCAUGGAGUAACCGUAGCACAGUCAGCUCACCCUCCUGGUCUCCAGAGCGCUCAGAGGCCUUGGAUGGCCCUAAAGCAAGGCAGCUACCGGGCGUGGCCGUCUGGACCAUGAGAGUGGGUCGUGGAUCGGGCUUCCCUGGAAGGCGGCGGCCCAGGGGGGCUAACCUGUCUGGGAGAGGAGGCCGGGGACGCUCCAGACUGAAGGCUGACAGCAGCACUGUGGUGACCCCAGGGGUGAGCUUUGUGGAGACGCCGUAUGUGUUGAAGGAAGAGGAGGAGAACACAAUGCACAACACUGUAGUCAUGUUCUCAAGUUCUGAUGCCUUCACCCUCAGACAGGACAUGUGUGUGGUGUGUGGGAGUUUUGGACAGGGUGCUGAGGGCAGACUGCUUGCCUGCUCUCAGUGUGGCCAGUGCUAUCAUCCUUACUGUGUCAGCAUCAAGAUCACUAAAGUGAUUUUGAGUAAAGGCUGGCGAUGUUUGGAAUGCACCGUGUGUGAGGCGUGUGGACAGGCGACCGACCCCGGCCGGUUGUUGCUCUGCGACGACUGUGACAUCAGCUAUCACACCUACUGCCUGGACCCACCCCUACAGAACGUACCCAAGGGCGGCUGGAAGUGUAAAUGGUGUGUGUCCUGUACCCAGUGCGGCGCGACCUCCCCAGGCCUACGCUGUGAGUGGCAGAAUAACUACACCCAGUGCGGACCCUGCGCCAGCCUGGCCGUGUGCCCGGUGUGCGUGCGCAGCUACCGGGAGGAAGAACUCAUCCUGCAGUGUCAACAGUGUGACAGGUGGGUCCAUGCAUCCUGUCAAGGUCUUAACACUGACGAAGAGGUGGAGAAUGCAGCAGACGAUGGCUUUGACUGUGCUAUGUGCAGAAUGCACACACUGUCCUCACAGGGUAAUACUGUUGCAAAGCAAACCGACAGCAGUGAGCCUCCCAUAGUGGCCCAGAUUGUAACAAAAAUCAAAGAACAUGACUUUCAGAAGACUUACACUCAAGACGGAGUGUGUCUGACUGAGUCAGGAUUGUGCCAGCUGCAGAGUCUCUCUGUGCCCACGGCACGACGCAAACGGCCAAAACCCAAACUCAAGUUGAAAAUCAUCAACCAGAACAGCGUGGCCGUGCUCCAGACUCCCCCAGACCCCCAGUCUGAGCUCUCCCGCGACGGAGAGAUAGAGGACAGCAGAGAAGGGGACAUCACUAUGGACUGUGACGGCAAAUCAGACUCCAGUCCUGAGCGAGAGCCCGCUGACGAUGACCUGAAAGGAGGAGAGAGUGUCGACGGCAACAAGAAAAGGAAGAGGAAGCCGUACAGGCCGGGCAUCGGUGGCUUCAUGGUCCGUCAGAGAAGCCGGACAGGGCAGGGCAAAGCCAAACGCACCCUCAGUAGAAAGGAUUCCUCUGGCUCGCUGAAUGAGAACAUUGCGGGGAAAGAAGAGUGCUGGAACGAGCCAGACACGCCAGUGGAUGAGACACCACCUGUGACUGAGACGCUGGAGAAAGUGAAGAAGAGGUACAGAAAGAAGAAGACAAAACUGGAAGAGGCCUUUCCCUCAUACCUACAGGAGGCCUUCUUUGGGAAAGAACUGUUGGAUAAGAGUAAGCAGAGCAGGAAGGCACUGGGGACAGGCCUAUUGGAUGAUGACCCUUCUCACGGAGACAGCAAGCCACCCAAUGCCAACACGAGCUUUCUCGACCCGUCGUCUGACCCACUCCUCAGUGCUACUGCCACCCCCGUCCCAAGCAAAGCAGGGGCACUACCCAAUGCGGAGGAUCCUUUAGCGGACCUGGUUCUGCACUCAGACGAUGAUCUCCUGGGAAUGCUGUCGGAUGACCUGGUCAAGCCAGGCAAUGAUUCAGCUGGUUUGGAUAUUGGGGCCAUUCCGGACAUCCCUUCAGCUCCCUCUCACCCCACUCCUUCUCGAGGUCCUCGGCCUUUACAGGAGGAGCCCCUUGAUGCAAUACUGAGCCCUGAGCUGGAUAAAAUGGUGACUGAUGGUGCCAUUCUGAGUAAGCUCUACAAAAUCCCAGAACUGGAGGGAAAAGAUGUGGAAGAUCUGUUUACAGCAGUGCUGAGUCCAACUACCAGCCAGCCAUCCCAGCUAGCCCAGCCACCAAACCCUUCUCCCACUUUGCCAGUUCCAGCAAUUCCCUUACAGAACCCAGGGGAUGGUGGGAUGUUCCCUCGAAUGCCCAUGAUUAAUGGAAUGAUGGGACCAAACGCCCACUUUCCUCCAAACCCCAUGAUGACUGGACCAGGUGCUCCUGGGAACUUUUCCCCCAUCCACCGAAUGCCUUUUCCAGAAAACCUGAGGGAUAAAAAAUUCAACCAGCUAGGAGGUGAUGUGGUUGGUCCCUGGAGCUCCCCUGUCCCUGUCCCGGGAUCUGCCCCACCUGCAGAGACAGAGACAGACACCAUGUCCAAUGCUCAGAGAAGUACCUUGAAGUGGGAGAAAGAGGAGACCCUUGGUGACAUGGCCACUGUUGCUCCUGUCCUUUAUACCAAUGUGAACUUCCCUAACCUGAGAGAAGAGUUUCCAGACUGGGCUACCAGAGUUAAGCAAAUUGCGAAGCUUUGGAGGAAAGCUAGUUCUCAGGAGAGAGGACCCUAUGUGCAAAAGGCUCGAGAUAACAGAGCUGCCCUUCGCAUAAACAAAGUUCAGCUGUCUAACGACAAGAGACAGCAACACCAGCAGCUGCCAGAUCCUUUCGACCCCAGUGUCCCCAUGGAAACUGAGAUGAUCUUCAAGGACCCGCUCAAGCACAAAGAAUCAGAGCAUGAGCAGGAGUGGAAGUUCAGACAGCAAAUGAGACAAAAGAGCAAGCAGCAGGCGAAGAUUGAGGCCACUCAAAAACUGGAACAGGUUAAAAAUGAGCAGCAGCAGUUGCAGCAGCAGCAGCAGCAGCAGCAGCAACAGCAGCAGCAACAACAGCAGCAACCUCAGCAGCAACCUCAGCAGCAGCAGCAGUUCAGUGCUCAGUCCGGAGGAGACACUCCCAGUAGUGGUAGUCAACGUCCAGUGACUCCUCAGCCAAGCAGUGGUGGGAACGCUUCUCCAUUACAGCCAACGACCACCAAAGAUGGAUUUGCCCGACCUCAGGUCCCUGGAACACCUACAUCUGGGUCAUCUUCAGAUGAUGUGUUUCUGCGUCCUCAACCACCACCACCUUCUUCCAUGGUAAAGACCCCCACCCAUGAGGCCCCUUACACACAGGGACAGGCCUCUCAGCCCCAGUCCCCCCAGAUGUUCUCUCCUGGUUCAUCUGGCUCACGUCCAUCCUCUCCAUGGGAUCCAUACAGCAAAAUGGUUGGCACACCUCGACCGCCACCGGCAGGGUCAAGCACCCCCCGCAGGAACUCUCUCUCUGACAUACAGGAGAGGGGAAGGCCCUCUCCAGCUCAUGAGGCCUUUGGCUCUCCUACAUCUGCCAACACUGAUCCAUAUGCAAAGCCUCCAGAUACGCCUAGGCCUAUAGACCCAUUUGUUAAGCCCAUGGGGCCUCCGAGGCCCGGGCCAGUAUCAGAACAGCAACAGCAACCAGGCAGACACAUGGUUAGCAGUGCUUCAGCUGGAGACACUUUUAGCAGGCAUGGCCACAGAGCAGAGGCCUGUCAGCGUAUGCCACAUAACCGUAUGGUUCUCUCUGACCCUUACUCAAGGCCAUUAUUAACACCUGUACCUGGAAGUAAUGAGUCUGGGUCUGUACCACUGUUUAAAGCCCCAAUGCCGCCUCCUCAGUCACAACAAGACUUCAGUGCAAUGCCACAGGUACUGCGGCGAGGGCCGGCUGACCCCUAUGAGAGGCCUCCUUUGACCCCUAGGCCAUCUGAUGGUUUCAAUCAGGGUCAACAGACUGACCCUUAUGCUCACCAGCCUCUCACCCCUCACCCAGCAGCUGGAGACAGUUUUGGCAGUGAGAACAGAAUGAUGCGUCAUCCUCAGGGGGGACACUUCUCACAGCCAAUGCCCAUGAACAGACAUCCACAAAGAGAUCCAUAUGCCCAGGCACCUUCUACACCCAGACCCGACUACUCUCAGCAGAUGCCUGAUCCUUAUGCCCAACCGCCUGGGACUCCUCGCCCAUCAGACCCAUAUGUCCAGUCACCUGGUACCUCAAGACCAUCUUCUGAUCCAUACUCAAUGCCUCCAUCCACCCCUCGACCAGCUGCUAUGGAGCAGUUUUCACAGCCACAAAUGUCAAAUCGCAGACAGUCUCCAUCUCACUCAGUGGAUCCUUACGCACAGAUGCCAGGCACCCCACGACCAGCACCAGGAGAACGGUACCCCAAAUCACCCGGUAGUCAAAGAAACUCAGACCCAUAUGCACAGCUACCUGGAACCCCAAGGCCCAUCAAGUCUGAUCCAUAUGACCAACCACCCGGCACACCAAGACCAGUCCUCACUGAUCCAUAUGCCCAGCCCCCUGGCACACCACGACCUGGAGCUGUCCAAGAAGUCUUUAAUAGAUCAGGCCCAAGACCAGGUUCAGUGACUCAUCCUGCAGACCCCUUUGGCCAUCAGGAUCCAUUUGCUCGGCCAGCUGGCCCUGGUUCUCAGACCCCAAAACACCCUGGGAUUUCAGAUGAAAAUUUCAACCUUUCUCAGUCUAAUUUACCAAAUCAGACACCUGUACAUGACCCCUUUGAACAAGCCCCAAUGACCCCAUGCCCUCAAUCUGGGGAAAGAUCAGUCCAUGAUAUGCCACAAUCCACAAGUAAUGCUUCUGAUCAGGGCACCAUGCAGCCACCACUAGGAGACACUGAGGAGAAACUGAAACAGCGUCAGAGGCUGCGCCAGAUGAUACUCAGACAGCAGCAACAGAAAAAUGCUAUUCGACAGGAAAAGGGUUUUCAGGAGGCAGCAGCCACCUCUGCCCCUGGAACUCCACGACAUUGGUCACAAGAAGAUUCUGGACCUCAAAGUGAUAUUUUUGGCAGACCUCCACCCCCAUAUCCAGGGACUGUGAGGGGGCCUCCUAUGCCAGUGGGACCAAGGUUCCCAGGUCCUUUCCUUGGUGACCAAAGAAGCCCUUUCCCCAAUGAAGGCCAAUGUGCUCGACCCCAAUUCACUAGAGACAUGGGUAAUAUGGGCAUGAGACCACAAGGGCAAAGGUUUGGAUAUCCUGCUGGUGCUCCAAGCCAGGAGCAGUUCCUCAGACCUCCACACCAGAUGCAAGGUGGGCCAGUGAUGGACAAUGUUGCACCACAGAUGAGGAGGUCUCUUUCUGUAGACCUUGGAAGACCAAUGAUGGGAAACCCUCAAAUUGGCCUGCCACAACAUUUUCCACCACGAGUCCCUCCUAUGCCUCAGCACAACAUAAUGGGUCAGCCUUUUAUUGAACUUCGCCACAGAGCACCUGAGAACAGGGUUAGGCUGCCUUUUGGGCCACCUAGUGUCUUGGACCAUCCAAACCAGCAUCAGAGACCUCCUCAGGGAUUCAUAGGAGGACAGGAUAUGACCUUUACAGGGAGCCAAGGGCCGAGGGUCAUGGAUCCAAUGAUGGCUCAGGCUCCACAUGUACCAGUCAGUCAUGUGCAGAUGUCAGCAAGCUUGGAAAAUUUACAGCAGCAGCCAAGCAUUCCAAUGAACGCAGGACCACAACAACCUUCACUAGCAGGUGACUCCGUCAGAGGGGAGGCACUUAAUGCUUCCCAGCCUGUACUUCUACCCUCUGCUUCAUCUGGUCAGACAGAAGAAAUCCAGUUGCCAUCUGGUGAUGGGAUAGAGGAGAAGUUAGACACAGAUGACUCUGCUGUGAAGGACUUAGAAGAUGUAGAAGUGAAAGAUUUGGUGGAUGAGGACCUGGAGAAUCUUAACCUUGGCCCAGAAGAUGGCAAAGAUUUAGACCUUGAAACCAAUGAUCUCCACCUUGAUGAUUUGCUGGAAUCUGGGAAAUUUGAUCUCAUUGCUUACACUGAUCCUGGACUUAACCUGGAAGACAAGAAGGACCUAUUCAAUGAAGACCUAGAUCUGAGUGACCCCAUUGAGGAUGAUCAUGGAGAGACCUCAGACCUUCAGAAGGCCUUAUCUGAGAAAAGAAACACCAGCUCCGGAGGUGCUACAUCCUCUCUAGCUCAGCCUGUGGGCAAAUUAGAGGAUGGUCAGUUGCCUGGCCAUGUCAAGUGCGAAGAGGGCAUCACUAGAGAGGGUCUUGAUGCCCUACAGAUGGAAAAGACGAUUCAGAAUGAAGUGAAACCUGAUUCACUAGUCAACAAGGACCGCUCUGCUUGUGGAGCACCGCUGAUGGACAGUACGGCUAUGAGUAGUAACCAAGGUGAUGUCACAAGGCUGUUUGAGGCGCCAGCCCAGCAGACUGGGCUGCCUAGCACAGAUGCCCUUACUGGUUCUGCUCCAGUGCUCUCAAGCCUGUUGAUCAAAGAGAAACUGGAGGAUACUGGGCUUGGGUCUACUGCAUCUUCCCACCAGGCUGAACAUGCAUCUCAGUCAAAUCACGGUCCAGGUCUCCAGGCAAACUUGGGCAUGGUGAUGCUGCCUGGACAAGUUCAAGACCAUAGCAUAAACCCCGCAAUGACUAUGGGACAUAGGGUUGAUCACUCACUCGCUCAGGGAGGACCAGUGGGCACAGACAUGAUGCAGGCAGGUAACCAGCAAGUUCCAGUCCAGGGCUUUGGAGCCCCUGCUGGGCAGCAAAUAGACCUGAACAUGCCUAUGGUUGGUGGUCAGCAGUCUGCCACCCAUAACAUGAACCCUCGGCCCCAGCAGAGCAUGUUUCCUCAGACAGCUGUGGGGCAGCAGAGUCAGCAGAACAGACCUCUAUUGCUGGAUGAGCAGCCCUUGCUAUUACAGGAUCUGCUUGAUCAAGAGAGGCAGGAGCAACAGCAGCAGAGGCAAAUGCAGGCAAUGAUUCGCCAGCGGUCCAGUGAUCCAUUUUUCCCUAAUAUUGAUUUUGAUGCCAUUACUGAUCCAAUCAUGAAGGCAAAGAUGGUAGCUCUUAAUGGAAUCAACAAAGUCAUGGCACAGAGUAGCAUGGGCAUGGCCCCCAUGGUUAUGAACAGAAUGCAUCAGAUGCCUGGAGCCCAUGGUCCAGAUGCACCUGGUCCCUCGCAGCAUCUGUUUGGACAGGAUGGAAAGCUGGCUCCCCAGAUGACACGGCCUAACCCCCCAAAUUUUGGACCUGGGUUUGUCAAUGAUGCUCAGAAGAAGCAAUAUGAGGAGUGGCUGCAGGAGACACAGCAGCUCCUUCAAAUGCAGCAGAAGUUUCUGGAAGACCAGAUAGGAGCCCACAGGAAAUCGAAAAAGGCUCUAUCUGCAAAGCAACGCACUGCUAAAAAGGCAGGGCGUGAGUUCCCGGAGGAGGAUGCAGAGCAGUUGAAACAUGUGACAGAACAGCAGAGUGUGGUACAGAAACAGCUUGAACAGAUCCGGAAACAGCAGAAGGAACAUGCAGAGCUUAUUGAGGAAUACCGUGUCAAACAGCAACAGCAACAGCGCAACCUUCAAAACCCUAUGAUGCAAGGGAUGCCAGCCAUGCCGGGGAUGCAAGGUCAACCCCCUGCUAUGAUGCCCGGUGGCCCGCCCAUGGGCCAGCCGAUGAUGGGUCCCAUGAUGCCGAUGCAGCCCCACCCAGGCCAGCCUAACCCUGCUCGUAUGCCCAACAUGCCAGGAUGGCACCCAGGCACUGCAGGACCAAUGGGUGGACCUAGGAUGCCACCUCAUAUUCCCCCUCAGAUGUCACCAGCAAACCCACCCCAAGCACAGCCUCCUCCCAGCAUGGUACCAGGAGGAAAACCUGGUCAGCCUGGUGGCAAUGCAGGAGGCAGCACAGGGGGUGGUGGCAGCAACACUCCUCAUGUAAAGUUUGAUGACAAUAAUCCAUUCAGUGAAGGCUUCCAGGAAAGAGAACGACGGGAGCGCCUGCGGGAGCAGCAGGAGAGGCAGCGAGUGCAGCUCAUGCAGGAGGUGGAGAGGCACAGAGCCCUACAGCAAAGACUGGAGAUGGAGCAGCAGGGUAUGGGUAUGGGGCCUGAUUCUGGACGUGACAGUCUCUCACAAAUGCCUUUCUACAAUGCUGACCUGCCCCAAGAUUUCAUGCAGCCACCCAGAUCUCAACAGCCUCAGCAGCAACAGCAGAUGGCUCCCAUGUUUCCACAACAGGGUAGUAUGCCAGUGGACUUCGGGGGACCUGGACCUGCUUUUAUGCAGGGAGGAGAGCGCAGACCUGUGCCUGGAAAUUGCUCAUUUGGCCCUGAGAUGGGCCCCAGUUUCCGGGGCAAAAACCCCAUGAUGCAUGGGCUCAACUUCCAGCAAGGUCAGCCUCGGCCUGCUGGGUUUGGGGGCCCAGGUGUUAUGCCCCUUGGUGGUGCUGAAGGAACUCCAUUUGGCAUGGAUUCCUCUACUCCACUGCCCCCCAACUACCCUGGAUCUGGCCAGUCCCUCAUUCAGCUCUACUCAAAUAUUAUCCCUGAAGAGAAGGGCAAGAAGAAAAGGAACCGGAAGAAGAAAAAGGAUGAUGAUGCUGAUUCAGUAAAGACUCCUUCCACACCCCACUCUGAUCUCACUGCCCCUCUGACGCCAUGUGUGUCUGACACGUCAUCCACCCCUACACGAAGUACCACACAUCUGGGUGACCAGGACUCAUCAGAGCUCUCCAACCCUGCUGGCCCUUCUGUGUCUGGCCUACCUCCUUCCUCUGAACUGGAACGACAACUAUCUGGAGGCAAUAGUCUGCUGGUGCGGCAGUCCAGUGUGGGUUCUGAGACAGAAAGAGGCCAUCUGAAUGAGACUCGUGAGAUCAAACUCGAGAAGCUGGAGGCCAGUGAAUGCCAUGGGUCUCUGGGAGAAUCAACCCAAGGGCAAGGAGCAGAAGGGAUGCGUAUUGUGAAGGAGGAAGAGACCAGUGAAGGAAUCUCCCCCAAUUUGACAAGUCAGAGUCCUGCUCACAGCACCAAGGGUGACUCUGGAAAUGAGCUGCUGAAACACCUGCUGAAGAACAAGGGCACACCCCCGCCUCCGCCCACACCACUCACACAUCAGAUGUCCAAUGACAGCCUGCGGUCAGAGGAAGAGGGAUUGGCUGACAGCAAAGGCUCAGAGAAGUUGGGUUGUGCAGACAACACUUCAACUGGCAAAGACAGGCAAUUGACAGGCGGUGCUGAGUCUAUUGAUUCUUCUGUCCCUGAGCAGGGGAAAAAGAAACAGCAGCGCAACAAGAGGGCUCCAAAGACUGGAACAGACAAACCUCAGUCACGUUACAAAAAGAGAAAGAAGGAGGAGGAGGAGAGGCAAAUUGUCUACCCCAGCACAGAUACACUGAUGACCCAGCUCAAACAGCAACUCUCCCUACUGCCUCUGAUGGAGCCACUUAUUGGGGUAAACUUUGCACACUUUCCCCCAUAUGGCAGUGGUCAGUUGAAUGGGGAAAAUAGACUGUCUGGCUCUUUUGGCAGUGCUUCGCUGGAUGGAGUAUCGGAUUAUUACUCCCAGCUCAUUUACAAGCAGAACAACCUGAGCAACCCUCCAACUCCUCCUGCCUCUCUUCCCCCUACACCUCCUCCAGUUGCAAGACAAAAGCUACUGAAUGGAUUUGCAACGGCUGAGGAGCUGGCUAGGAAGGCUGCAGUAAUGGGUGGCCAUGAAGUCUCUAAAAGCUUAGGUCCAAAGCAGCUCACCACCUCAUUUAAAGGUGAGGAAGACCUUCUGGCCCAAGCAAUUGCUCAUGGGCCCAAGACUGUUGACGUACCCCCAUCACUGCCCACUCCACCUCACAACAACCAGGAGGAACUCCGUGGACAGGAGCACUGUGACAGGGACACUCCCAACAGCUUUGUCCCAUCAUCAUCCCCUGAAAGUGUGGUUGGCAUGGAGAUCAGUCGUUACCCAGACCUGUCCAGAGUCAAGGAAGAGCCACCCUCUCCUGCUACCUCCCCUGUUAUCCCUAUGCUGCCUAGCGCCGCUGGGAAAGGGUCAGAAGUCCGGCAAUGGCAAGUGAAGACAGAGCCCUUGAGCAACUUUUUUGGCUCACAGUUUGGACAGCCACCCACCUGCUCCAAAACGGACCUGGUAUCCAUAGCUAUUUCUCUGAAUCCAGCUGCAGCAGAGAACAUUCCGGGUGUGGUGGCUGCUGUGGCAGAUCUGCUAUGUGUAUCUGUGCCCAGCAGCUAUGAGGUCAGCCGCACUCCUGAACGUAGCUCAUUGGACAUGCUGGCAGGGCUCAAGGUCCCACCUCCUCAAGGGGUGGACCCCCGCCAUGCUGCCAUGUUCCCACAGCAGCCUGGAAUGCCGUUCCUACGACCACCUGGGCCACCAGGAAUGAUCCAGCAACCUCAAAACUUGGGUCCCACACCAAGCACUGGUCCAGCUGUGGUCAGGACAGGCUAUCAGAUGGGAGGAGUCAGCCCUGGACCCAAACCACAAUGGUGCUGUCACUGUAAGGUGGUUGUUCUGGGAAAUGGAGUCCACAAAUCGACCAAAGAUCUGCCCCACAGUAAACAGGAGAGCCCAGGCCGAGCUGAGGGCAACAUGGUCUUCUGCAGCCAUAACUGCUUUGUUCUCUAUUCAGCUGCCAUGCAUAACAAAGCACCAGACAGCAGGCCCAGUGUGACCCUCUUACCUAACUCAGAGGAAAAGGAAAGCCCCACUAAGGUUCUCCACCAGUACAAUAACAACAUGUCCACGCUUGAUGUUCACUGUUUGGCCCAGAUGCAGACGAAGCAGUCACCCCCUUCCACUCCUCCCAUCUCUUUUCCCUCCAUAACCUCUGAGAUAAUUAAAACUGAGUCCAAAUCCGAUGCUCUUAAAGUCACGGUCAAGCUGAAACCCCGUCCUCGCGCAGUGCACAACGGUGGCGCGGAGGAGACACGCCAAUCAUCUGGAAAACGCUGGAAGGGUCUGCGCUGGAGGAAGUGGAGUGUACACAUUGUGGUUCCCAAGAGCAACUUCCACCUUCCAAGUGAGGAAGAGGUAGAUGAGCUACUGAUGAAGCUGGGUGUGACUCUGAGACCAGAUCCACUGCCAAAAGACAUGCGCCGCUGCUGUUUCUGCCACGAGGAGGGAGAUGGUCUCACUGAUGGCCCUGCCCGUCUCCUUAACCUGGAUCUAGACCUGUGGGUGCACCUCAAUUGUGCCCUGUGGUCCACUGAGGUGUACGAGACACAGGCAGGUGCACUCAUCAACGUGGAACUGGCUUUGAGGAGGGGCUUGUCGGUCCGCUGCGCAUACUGUCAGCAGACUGGCGCGACCAGCGGCUGCCACCGCCUGCGCUGCACCAACGCCUACCACUUUACCUGUGCCCUCAAAGCUCAGUGCACCUUCUACAAGGACAAGACCAUGCUGUGUCAUCUUCACAGGCCCAGAGGUGGAGGCUCCAGCGGGGUCGGACCAGGGGGUGGUCACGAACACGAACUGCGCUGCUUUUCCGUCUUCCGCCGCGUCUACGUUCAAAGGGACGAGGCACGGCAGAUCGCCAGCAUCGUUCAACGUGGGGAACGCGAACACACCUUCCGCGUCGGAAGUCUGGUGUUUCACGCCGUGGGUCAGCUUCUGCCACAGCAGAUGCAUGCCUUCCACUCAUCCACUGCCAUCUUCCCCGUGGGCUACGAGGCUAGCCGCAUCUACUGGAGCAUGCGCCAAGGAAACCGCCGCUGCCGCUACCUGUGCUCCAUUGAUGAGAGGGACGGCCAACCUGAAUUCAUUAUCAGAGUCAUGGAGCAGGGUUUUGAGGACCUAGUACUCACUGGCAGCACACCCAAGGGAGUGUGGGAUAAGGUGUUGGAGCCAGUGGCACAGAGACGAAGCGAGACCGGAACGCUUAAACUCUUCCCUGUCUACCUGAAAGGAGAGGACUUGUUUGGACUAACAGUGUCAGCAGUCACCAGGAUUGUGGAAUCGCUCCCAGGAGUGGAGGCGUGUGAGCGAUACACAUUCCGUUAUGGUCGCAACCCUCUCAUGGAGCUUCCUCUGGCUAUCAACCCUUCUGGCUGUGCCCGCUCUGAACCUAAGGCAUGCACACAUGUCAAGAGGUUUGUGUUAAGGCCUCACACCCUGACCAGCAGCAGCUCUUCCAAGUCCUUCCAGAGCAACAGUAACCCUGCUGAGCUUGGAGCCCCAUACAGCAAGCAGUUUGUCCAUUCUAAGUCCUCCCAGUACCGCCGCAUGAAGGCAGAGUGGAAGUCCAACGUCUACUUGGCCCGUUCUCGCAUACAGGGUUUGGGACUGUACGCUGCAAGGGACAUUGAGAAAUACACCAUGGUAAUUGAGUACAUCGGUACCAUCAUUCGCAAUGAAGUUGCCAACAGGAAGGAGAAGAUGUAUGAAUCUCAGAACCGCGGUGUCUACAUGUUCCGAAUUGACAGUGAGCAUGUCAUUGACGCAACUAUCACAGGAGGACCAGCAAGGUACAUUAACCACUCCUGUGCACCCAACUGCAUAGCUGAGGUUGUGACUUUUGAGAGAGGCCACAAAAUCAUCAUCACUUCCAACCGUCGCAUUCAGCGGGGGGAGGAGUUGUGUUAUGACUACAAGUUUGACCUUGAAGAUGACCAGCAUAAGAUUCCUUGUCACUGUGGUGCAGUAAACUGCCGGAAAUGGAUGAAUUAAAACAGGGAGAGAUUCGGGGCACAUUAAGAAAAGGACAACACCACACAUAUGCAUUCCUUGUUAUCUUUUUUCAAGGCCCGUUUCUUAACAACAAGUGUUUUAUUACUACAAAUCACAAUCCUUAUCAGGGCAAGAGACAGACUGUAAAACUGUAAGAAGAGUCAGGGGUGAGGUGACCUGCUCCAAGGUGAUUAUAAACAUCAUUUUUUUAAAAAAAGGCACAAAGACAAUUCUGUAAAUGGAAUGGGGGUGGCGAUUGAGGCUAGGGUGAACACUUUGACUCAUGAAUGGCCUGUGUCUUGGGUCUGCGUAACAGAAAAAAAUGGAAGGGUCUUUCUCAAACGUGAAAGUAGAGUGUGAAUAUCUUUUGCAUAUGCAGUGAGAGUGGGGGAAUCGGGACAUUGGGGGUAGGGGAGGGGUUGAACUCACCAGCUGACCCGGACAGUAAAGUGCUGGACACAGCCUUAUUUAGUAAACAAGAGGCAGGACCUCUGGAUAAAAAGAAAUAUAUACAAAUAUAUACAUAUAUAGUUACAGAAAUGUAGACACCACUGAACAAGGAAUGUACUGAGAAGACUUCCUUAGGGAUAAAGCUAAGGGAAUAUUAACUUGCACUAAAACAAACAAAAAAAAAGAUACAGUAAAAAUACUUGAUUCCAUGAGUCAGUUUAUUUUUUUUUUUUUUCAGUUG
Messenger RNA from Chanos chanos (milkfish), 16066 nucleotides. It is a transcript of the gene kmt2ca, whose product is annotated as lysine (K)-specific methyltransferase 2Ca. The record is from RefSeq and is a predicted model, not a curated record. Gene Ontology annotation, biological process: positive regulation of transcription by RNA polymerase II. The transcript has 60 exons. Gene Ontology annotation, molecular function: protein binding; histone H3K4 methyltransferase activity; transcription coactivator activity. The coding region runs from base 151 to 15375 and encodes 5074 amino acids. Lineage: Eukaryota; Metazoa; Chordata; Actinopteri; Gonorynchiformes; Chanidae. Gene Ontology annotation, cellular component: nucleus; MLL3/4 complex.